This is a messenger RNA of Anarrhichthys ocellatus (wolf-eel), 4618 nucleotides long. It is a transcript of the gene fchsd2, whose product is annotated as FCH and double SH3 domains 2. The record is from RefSeq and is a predicted model, not a curated record. The transcript has 22 exons. Gene Ontology annotation, molecular function: protein binding. Gene Ontology annotation, cellular component: recycling endosome; neuromuscular junction. NCBI's taxonomy places the organism in Eukaryota, Metazoa, Chordata, Actinopteri, Perciformes, Anarhichadidae. Bases 333 to 2702 code for a protein of 789 amino acids. Gene Ontology annotation, biological process: regulation of actin filament polymerization; neuromuscular synaptic transmission.
UUUCUUCUUCUCCGCCUGUCUGCCCUCCUGCUUCUCUCCACACAGUACAGUACACACUAGUCCUCUAGUAGUGGCAGCAGCCAACACAAGUGUGUUCAAACCUCUCCUCGUAGCUUCAGUCUCUGUACAAACGAGCCAUUUAUCAUCAAUCAUGGCCGCCGGAGUACAAAUUUAACUCCCGUUUCCCCCCCCCUGUCCGUCUGAAGGGGAGGAUUUUUUUUGUUGUUGGAGGAGACAAAAUUAUUAGUCCCACACACUGAUUUUUUUGAUUUUCCUCUCUGGAAUUACAAUACUUCUCGCAAGGGAAAUACCAUUCAUGUCAAUACUCCAAAAUGCAGCCGCCGCCGAGGAAGGUCAAAGUGACACAGGAGCUGAAAAACACACACACAGAGCAGAUGACGAGACUGCACUUUAAACACCAGAGCGAAUGCGACCUGCUGGAAGACAUGAGGACCUAUAGUCUGAAGAAGGGCCAGCUGGAGAGGGACUAUGCACAGGCUCUGCAGAAGUUAGCGAGCCAAUACCUAAAGAGAGACUGGCCUGCAAUCAACCCUGAUGACCAGAGAACAGACUACAGGAAUGUGUAUGCAGUGUGGAGGUCCUACUUAGAAGGUACAGUGCAGGUGAGCCAGUCCAGGCUCAACGUGUGCGACAACUACAAAAGCCAAGUGUCGGAGCCCGCUAAGACCGUCAGACUCUACAAGGAGCAGCAACUCAAAAAGACCAUAGAUCAGUUGAGCGGAAUUCAAGCAGAGCUGCAGGAGUCGGUGAAGGAGUUGGCCAAAGCCAAGAAAAAAUACUACGACUGUGAGCAGGUUGCCCACGCUGUACGAGAGAAGGCUGACAUAGAGGCCAAGUCUAAACUGGGUCUAUUUCAGUCAAGAAUUAGUUUACAGAAAGCAAGUGUUAAGUUGAAAGCUAAGAGAAGUGACUGUAACUCCAAGGCGACACAAGCCAGGAAUGACUACUUGCUAACGCUAGCUGCUGCCAACGCUCACCAUGACCGCUACUACCAUACAGAUCUACUGCACUGCAUACAGGCCUUGGAUGGCAGGAUCUAUGAGCAUGUGAAAGACUACCUGGUAGAGCUGAGUCGUACCGAGCUAGAGGCCUCGCAAGCCACACACAACACCUUCCAGUUCUUGUUGGACAAAUCCACAAGGAUAAUACAAGAAUACAACCAGCAGUUGUUCAUGCAGGAGAACCCAGUGUUUCACAAAGCACACGACUUCCAGUUCCAGCCCAGUGAAUGUGACACGACUCUGAGCUCGGUGCCGCAGUUGGUGGACAUUGAGCCGUCGCCCGUCAGUGCCAUGAGAAUGACCCUAGCACAGAGUCGUCAGCUGGAGUCGGAUACGGGGACGACGGAGGAGCAUAGUCUGAACAAGGAGGCCAGGAAAUGGGCCACCAGGGUGGCCCGAGAACACAAGAACAUCAUACAUUACAAGAGAUGUCUGGAGGAGUGUGAGAGCCAUGGCUUGCCCUCUACAGAGCAGGGCAGACUGGACCUGGAGUUGAAGAUAGAAGACACCAAAGAAAACAUACGCAAAGCUGAGACAAUAAAGUUAAAAGCCGAGGCUCGGUUGGACCUGCUACGGCAAGUGGGAGUUGCUGUGGAUACCUGGCUGAAGAGCGCCAUGAACCAGGUGAUGGAGGAGCUGGAGAAUGAACGUUGGGCCAGCUACACUUCCCACGACCCCUCACUGUCGGGCACAGUGGAUUUGGAGCGUGAGGAGGGAGAGGAGUGUGAAGAAAACAUGGAGGUUUUUGACGACAGCAGCUCCAGUCCCUCAGGAACCCUCCGAAACUACCCGCUAACCUGCAAAGUCCUGUACUCGUACAAGGCCUCUCAGCCGGAUGAGUUAACUAUUGAUGAACAGGAGAUGCUGGAGGUCAUUGAAGAUGGAGACAUGGAGGACUGGGUCAAGGCUCGUAAUAAGUCGGGUCAUGUGGGUUAUGUCCCAGAGAAAUACCUGCAGUUCCCGACCUCCAACAGUCUGCUGAGCAUGCUCCAGUCUCUGGCUACACUGGAUGCUCGAUCUCACACCUCGUCCAAUUCCACCGAGCCGGAGCUGCACUCCGGCUGCAUCAAUGGAGACAUAAACAUGAUAUUUGUCCGUGCACUUUAUGAUUACGAGGGCCAGGCAGACGAGGAACUCUCCUUUUCCGAGGGAGCGGUGAUCCGCCUGUUGAGCCGCGACACUCAGACAGACGACGGCUUCUGGGAGGGCGAGCUCAACGGACGGGUUGGCGUCUUCCCCUCCGUGCUGGUAGAAGAUCUCACUGAGAACGGGGAGACCAGUGGAGGAGGGCCUGGUGACAUACAGAUUUCUCCGUCUCUGAAGUUGCCGUGUUCUCUGCCACAUCUCCCGCUGUAUGAACAACCUCCCAUCAGCCCUUUCACCAGCCCCGAGACCUCCACCCCGCCUCCUCUCCCACGCUCGCCCUCCGCCGCACUUAACGGGGAGCACAAGCCCCCACCAUCCGCCUCGUCACACAAGGGACCGCUACCCACCCACAAUCAAAGCUCUGGCAAGAGUCCAGUGUCUCCAGGAUUUCCUCAGCCACUGCGAUUCACCCCUGAAGGAGGCCCGGGCAAACUACGACCUGUGCGAGCUGCUCCUCCUCCACCCAAACAGCACCCCCGCCGAUCGCAGGAGAAGAGCGAGAAAACAGAGGAGGUGGAGAUCACACUGGUGUGACAGACAGACAAGCUGGCAGGCAGUUGUAGAGACAAAAAAAACAAAACAGAUGACAGACUGACGCAUCCUACAGACUGGAAAACUGAACUGCUCUGAACUUAAGUCAGCUUUAAACAAAGUGAUGUGAAGAGAACUGAACCAUGGCCUCGCCACAUCUUCUCUCCUCCUCAAGUUGAGGAGGAGAGCAAAGAGAGGGGUUGAAGGCAGUGUAUCCAAUUGAAUAAUCUCCGUAUUAGCUUCCUAAUGAAGUGCAGCAGUAGCCGCCCCCCGCGUCCCUCUCUGCCCUCAACCCGUCCUUCCAUUCUUGCCUUAAAACUUUACCUCAUCGGGCAGCAAACCAGAGCACACUGAAGAGGAGGAAGAAUGUUAAGAGAGGGAGGAGCAUGAGGGAAAGUUAAUGAUGGGUUUGGCAAGUUUUCUUUUAUCUUGUUAACGCCUACUUCGAGUUAUAGUAAAGCAGUUUAUCCCUCUGUACAGGAAGACCAUUUUGCUACAUAUGAGAAAUUCCACUGUUAACCAAUGAUAAGGAAAUGUGUGAAAAGUUAUGGAGCCCUGAAACUGACAACAUGUAGUAAAGAGCUACACUACAUGUACAGAGGACAAGUCAACAAUUUAAUACAUAAUAAAAUUGUUAGCUAAAAAUGUAAAUGGAUUGUAGAAAGAAAAACAACGUUUUACGCUAAUAUUUAAUUAUUUAUUUAAUUUUCUCCCUGCAACAUUUGUUUUUCCUCAAAUUGUCCUUUUGAAAAUUGCUUAUAUUUUGAUCAAAGAAGAGGGCUGUGUAGCUAGCUUGCUUAACUGACAAACACUGGGAACUAAACACACCGCGCACUAGCCUUUUCAGCUAGCUACCUUAAACUGUCUACCUUAAACUGUUAUAAACUGCAUUUUAGCCUGCAAACUCACAAAGCUAGCUAGCUAGCUUGGAGAGCUUGGAACUUUUUAAAUUUAGUUCAUUUGACAUUUUGAGAAAAGCAUAGAACUCCCACACAUGUUGAGGAUGACACAAUAACGACCAAGAUUUAUUUCCACGGUGGUCGUCAGUAAAGACGAGAGAAAUACACUCACAGGUGAAAAUGCUGUGAAGAUGGAGAGAGUGUCUCUAUAGUCUGAACUUCCAAGUAGCGUAGCAAGUAGCUUGCUGGCUAAAAUGCUAUAGCUACAGUUACAAGACUUUAUAUGUUAAUGGUACAGCAGUAGCCUUUGCGGUACAGUAUAUUGCUGAUCAACAUUUGGAGCAGUAGCUGGUGUAGUUUUUAUGCCAAAAGCCAGCUUCAGCUUGGUAGCUAGCAAAAAAGGUUUUUGCUAAAUUUAACCACCAAUUUCUAGGUAAGCUUGCUAAAGCAACGUUAGCCACAUAGUGCUAUGUAAGAUGAAAAUUAGGGAAUAGAUAAAAAAAAAAAAAAAAAGUAAGUGUGCCGAUACCACAAAAGUUUUUUUAAGUAUGUUUUGGACUUAAAUGACAUCUUUUACUACAGUCUGAGUGUUGGGGCUCCAUAUAAAGUAAGCUUGAUGACAGUCAAUAAGUAUAAAACUUGCCAAACGUGUCAUGUUUUUUGAUUGAAGUUGAGGGUGAAGUAAAUGGACAGAGAAACUGGGUGGUGUGUGGACGCAGUGUCCCCCCCCCCCCCCCUCGCCAGCCCUUCCCUCGCCAUAUAUAAACUCCUUAUCGUCAAACGUAUUCAAUGUGUAUUAGUACAGUACAUUACUGUUGUCAUAGGAAUGUUACGCACAGAGUUUCAUGUAGACUAACUCAGCUGAUUGGAAUACCAUGUCUGAUAUGUAGUGGAUGUUUAUCCUCAUCUUAUACUGAAAGGGCAUUGUAAAUACAGUGUGAUGGAGAGAUGAAAGAAGAGAAGGGAAGGAGGGGAUGGAAGAACAAGAGAGAAAAUAGAGGCUGGAUCCUCCUUUCUGCU